AUUUAAAAAAUGACCACACCAAACAAGACACCUCCUGGUGCUGACCCUAAGCAAUUGGAAAGGACUGGAACAGUACGGAAAAUUGGGUCACAAGCUGUUUGGUCACUCUCAUCUUGCAAACCAGGAUUUGGAGUGGAUCAAUUACAAGAUGACAAUCUUGAGACUUAUUGGCAAUCAGAUGGCUCCCAGCCUCAUUUAGUAAACAUCCAAUUCAGAAGAAAAACAACAGUAAAGACAUUAUGUAUUUAUGCAGACUACAAAUCUGAUGAAAGCUAUACUCCAAGCAAGAUUUCAGUCAGAGUAGGAAAUAAUUUUCACAAUCUUCAAGAAAUUCGGCAACUUGAAUUGGUGGAACCAAGUGGCUGGAUUCAUGUACUCUUAACUGGUAAUCAUAAGAAGCCAACUCGCACAUUCAUGAUACAGAUUGCUGUUCUAGCCAAUCAUCAAAAUGGAAGAGACACCCACAUGAGACAAAUUAAAAUAUACACACCAGUAGAAGAGAGCUCCAUUGGUAAAUUUCCUAGAUGUACAACUAUCGAUUUCAUGAUGUAUUGUUCAAUAAGGUGACCUUAACACAGGACAAAAGUCAUUA
Molecule: messenger RNA, 592 nt
Organism: Zalophus californianus (California sea lion)
Lineage: Eukaryota; Metazoa; Chordata; Mammalia; Carnivora; Otariidae
Product: anaphase-promoting complex subunit 10-like
Exons: 1
Coding region: 10-567 (185 amino acids)
Biological process (GO): protein K11-linked ubiquitination; anaphase-promoting complex-dependent catabolic process
Cellular component (GO): anaphase-promoting complex
Source: RefSeq, a predicted model, not a curated record